AAACUUCCUCGUUAAAUACGAUGCAGAUCACAAUUAGGAUAUGCUGGGCUUAGACUAACACGUACUGUACAUACGUGCUAACGGCAAAAUGAUGUUAAUAAUAUAUUUUUUGCUCCAUUUUUUGGAAGGAAUCUUUCUGCUGACUAUCACAACAUCACCUGAAAUAAACGUCUCCCUUGAAUCAAACUCAUCUAUUGUGUUGAACUGUACAUUUGAACUUGACGCCAAUGAAGGCAUCAGAUAUGUGUACUGGGGAAAGAAACUGCACGGCACUGAUUACAAUAAGUUGGCAGAAUUUGCUUAUAAGAAUGCCAUUUAUAAUAUAGAUCAUGGUUUGAGUUUGGAAAACCGAUCCAAUCUUCAUAGUUUCAGUGAUACCUCUCAAAGCGCCAUACUGGACAUCACAGAUGUAAGAUGUGAAGAUGUCGGACAAUAUCAAUGUGAAGUAGAAUUCUCGGUAGAUUCAAAAGGAAAAACAGACCGGAAAUACACAGAUGUGUACAUUCAAGCAAAUGCAGAGAGACCAACAACAUUCUUAGUUCACCCCAAUAACAGCCUGGAGGAACAUGAAAUUCUGAAUAUUGCGUGUGUAGCAGUUGUCGGAAGUCCUCACGGAUCGCUGGCCAUAUGGGAACAAAAUGUCUCAUCAAAUACUUUGACACUUCUGAAAAACACAUCAAAAGUGUUUAUUGAUACUGACAACUGUACAUCUGUUGCAAAUCUUACCAUGACAUAUAAAGUCAGCCGACAUAACAAUGGAGCCAAGUUCAUGUGCUCAUCAAGAAAUAAAUUCACUAAAGAACCAGCCCCAGCCGCAGAGUUUGGUCCUAUAAAAGUUCUCUAUGGUCCAUCAAAUACAAGAAUUAAUUCUUUCGAUUUAAACGCACCACUAUUCAUUAAAGACUCUGUAAUUCUUGAAUGUAUUUCUGACGGCAACCCGAAUCCGAUAUAUGCAUGGAAAUUUAAUCACUCAAGUAUUGGAAACAAUUCAAAGUUCAACAUAUCUGCAGAUAAAUCCAAGUUAUCAUUUACCGUUACGAACAUCUCCGACAGUGGUUUAUACCAGUGUGUGGCAUAUAACUACAUCAAAGGGAAUAUGUUCAACAGCUCAUCCAAUGUCACCAUAACUGUCCAAGAACGACACGAAGAGGAGAAUGCGCUGGAAAUAGAAAAAACGUGUUUGGAAAACCCAUGUUUAUUUAUACAAAACUGUAUUAUGAGAAAUGGAAGCGCAUUUUGUUCCAUAAAUAUUUGGGCUGUAGUUGCAAUUGCAUUCAUUUUCCUGACUCUGAUUUUGGGAACAAUAACACUGAUGCUAAUAAUUUCGAAAGCAAAUCAUAUAAAAAGAAUCAACCGCAAGAAAAGAAUGGAUAUUGGUGAUGUUCACGUGUCGUAUACUAGAGAGAACUUUGAAGAUUUUGGAGGAUAUGCCGAUCCUAAGGAUGUAAAAAGGCCGGAAAAGUACGCCAUUAAUUAUUGA
This is a messenger RNA of Magallana angulata, 1480 nucleotides long. RefSeq lists its product as uncharacterized. The record is from RefSeq and is a predicted model, not a curated record. The transcript has 7 exons. Gene Ontology annotation, cellular component: adherens junction. Bases 89 to 1480 code for a protein of 463 amino acids. Gene Ontology annotation, biological process: heterophilic cell-cell adhesion; homophilic cell-cell adhesion. NCBI's taxonomy places the organism in Eukaryota, Metazoa, Mollusca, Bivalvia, Ostreida, Ostreidae.